Messenger RNA from Caenorhabditis briggsae, 207 nucleotides. Lineage: Eukaryota; Metazoa; Nematoda; Chromadorea; Rhabditida; Rhabditidae. The transcript has a single exon. The coding region runs from base 1 to 207 and encodes 68 amino acids. The record is from RefSeq and is a predicted model, not a curated record.
AUGCCUAAGCCUAAGCCUAAGCCUAAGCCUAAGCCUAAGCCUAAGCCUAAGCCUAAGCCUAAGCCUAAGCCUAAGGCUAAGCCUAAGCCUAAGCCUAAGCCUAAGCCUAAGCCUAAGGCUAAGGCUAAGCCUAAGCCUAAGCCUAAGCCUAAGCCUAAGCCUAAGCCUAAGCCUAAGCCUAAGCCUAAGCCUAAAGGGGAAGCCUAA